GAACUCUUGUUGUGUAAAGGCGGAAGUUGAGCUUGUUACUUGCUAUGGUUACUUGCGAGGCUGGUUGUUUAUUAGCUAUUUAGCCAUACCCUGGGAAGGAAUUUGUCAUUAUUAUGCUACAUUCCUCAACACUUUAACAACGCCCUUACUUACAAUGACUAACAUUUACCCGCAAAGAGCUGUCUGAAUUGCGUUGUGUUACGUCUUACUCAGAGUUGUUCUUUCAGUAGGUAAACACACAAGGCUGCUUUCAGAUUCAAACUUAGCUAAUUUAGCCAUUACCUCUUCAUAUCAUAACCACUAUGCUGAGCACGUUUGAAACUCUUGUCCGGCAGUUGAGGAACUUUUCCUCAGUGUUCGAGAUCACCAGUGGGAUUUGCCUAGCGAUUUUAACAUCGGCGAGCGUGUGCAUAUUCACGAGUAUCCUCGAUGUCCCUGUCCUCUCCUUGGGUGUCGACUCCAGCGUCUUUACCAGUGGUCAUGUGCCCAAGCUGCUGAGCUAUCCCUUCAUCCACUGUGAUGUGCUGCAUCUGAUGACGAGUGCGGUGGUGCUGGUGGCGUUCAGCAGUGCCGUGGAGAAGGGCGUCGGGACCGUGCGCUUCCUCGCCCUCUUCCUGCUCCUCUCCACGGCCACAGGCCUGCUCUUCGCCCUCCUGGCGCUGGUGGUCUUCCCAGAACCCUCCGAGGCGCGCGUGGCGAUGGGUCUGGUGCCCGUCGCUCUGUCCCUGCUGGGCAUGGUCACCAUCAGCUCCCGCAUGAAGAGGGCCUUGUUGCUCGGCGUCGGCGUUCCCACGGCAACCCUGCCCUGGAUCGUCCUGCUUGCGGUUACCCUGGUCAUCCCUGGCAUGGUGCUGCUGUGUAAUGCCACGGCCAUCACCGUAGGAAUCAUCUAUGGGAAAGGCUGGCUCUCUCCGCUGGAGAUGUCGGAGUCCAGGGCUUCGCUGCUGGAGAAGAGGAUGCCCCUCAGGCUGCUGAAGAGGAUCAUGGGAGUGCGAUUCAUUCCGGCGUCUGCCGAGGAGAGAAAGGAGAUUCUGCACGCACGGUGUAAUCCUCCUCCUGGCUCCUACCCCGUUCAGGUGUAUGCCCCCGCCCCCACUGCACCCUCCACCAAUCAGACGCACGGCAUGUAUGAGGGCUGGUCCCACUCCGCCUACUCCCAGCAGAGCCCGUCCCCCUUCCCUGGCACACACGCAGCGCCAUACGGGCUCAGUCAGACACACGGGCACAGCUCUGCAGGAGAUGGGCAUGGGCACAGUCAUCAUGGGCAUGGACAUAGUCAUGACGGCUACGGGCACAGCUAUGAAGGUCAUGGACACAGUCAUGACGGCUACGGGCACAGCUAUGAAGGUCAUGGACACAGUCAUGAAGGUCAUGGACACAGUCAUGAAGGUCAUGGAUAUGUCCAUGGUCAGUAUGGCCACUACGCAGGGCAACCUGUAUUUAGUCAGUUUGGACACGGUUUGGGAGCAGCUGCAUAUGGUCAGCAUGCGGCCAGCGCGUCGUAUGCUGCUGGUGGCGCUGCGUACCCAGCGGAGAGGGCAUGGAUGCCGCCCAGUGCCCCCGUGCCACCUCAUCUCAGCUCUGGGGUAGGCACUGCUGCUGCCCCCACUCUGGCUCACAAUCCAGAACCUCAGAAGGAGAACUAGGCACGGAACAUUCCAGAACACCCUGGCCAUGAGAACAAACAUUCUAGAACCCUCUCCAGAGGCAUGGGUCUAAAGGUUCUAAAGCACUACAAUCAGAAGACUAUUGCACUGAAACGGUGACUGGUAAGCAGGACAGGAUGCCAUAUCACGUCACUAUGACGCCCCAUCUUGUGGAGCUGAGUCUGUGGGACUCUUUCUGCCACAACAAGAGCAAAUUUGAAUGUCCAAUUUCCUACAUAUUUUUGCUGUCUAGCUUUCCUACAUUUUUAAAUAAAUUAAUUAUCAUUA
Alosa sapidissima (American shad) is the source of this 1934-nucleotide messenger RNA. RefSeq names its product rhomboid domain containing 2 (gene rhbdd2). NCBI's taxonomy places the organism in Eukaryota, Metazoa, Chordata, Actinopteri, Clupeiformes, Clupeidae. The transcript is spliced from 4 exons. Gene Ontology annotation, molecular function: serine-type endopeptidase activity. The record is from RefSeq and is a predicted model, not a curated record. Gene Ontology annotation, cellular component: membrane. The coding region runs from base 303 to 1646 and encodes 447 amino acids.